Messenger RNA from Diversispora eburnea, 252 nucleotides. NCBI's taxonomy places the organism in Eukaryota, Fungi, Glomeromycota, Glomeromycetes, Diversisporales, Diversisporaceae. The record is from the annotation of a GenBank genome assembly.
AUGUCAUUAAAAUUUAAUGAACAAAAUAUAGUAACGUUUUCCUGCCCUUCUUCGUCAUCAACCCUUCCCUCCAAUUAUGUGCAACAAAAUAAACAACUUUCAUAUUCAUAUAAAUUUUCCGAUUUCAUUGGGAGAUUCUUUUCAAUAAGUUUGAUAAAUUUUCUUGCUCUGACUGCUACCAAUGAUGUUUUAAUAUUGGUAGUAGUUAGAGCAAGAAAGUUUAUCAAACUUAUUAAAAGAAUCUCUCAAUGA